Menidia menidia (Atlantic silverside) is the source of this 551-nucleotide messenger RNA. The record is from the annotation of a GenBank genome assembly. Lineage: Eukaryota; Metazoa; Chordata; Actinopteri; Atheriniformes; Atherinopsidae.
CUCAUCACCACCCUCACGUAUCGGCCAGCCUCUGCACUUGCCCAAAUAUAAACUAACUUACUUGGCAGUGCGUCAGAUUGAAAUGGGGAGGAGCUUCCCAGGGAGAGUUCAACUUAGGACGGACUGAAGGACGAACACGCAGGGAGGAGGAAUUGCAGGAAAAAUAAGAGAACGCCGAGGCUUCACUGACCACAGCCCCCCCGGAAAACACCAGGACCUGGAAGAUCCUGACCUUCGUUUUGGCCGUCCCGGGCGUGGCCGUCUGCAUGGCCAACGUCUACAUGAAGAUGCAGGCGCACUCCCACCAGCAGCCCGAGUUCGUGCCCUACCCCCACCUGCGCAUCCGCACCAAGAAAUUCCCCUGGGGCGACGGGAACCACUCUCUGUUCCACAACGCGCACGCCAACGCGCUCCCCGACGGCUUCGAGGGCUCCGACCACUGAGAGCACGGCUGAUUCUCCUCCGGUUGGCCCACCCCCGCUGAGCUCCUGCUCUCUGCUGUCCGAUGGGGGGGGCUCAAAGCCCCGGGAAUAAAGCCACUUUUCGUUUGC